CCAUCCCCAGAUGAUCCCAAAUCCACCAAAAACGAAGAUUUGGCUUCUCCCAGAGCAGUUUGAGGACCUUCAGCAGGAUAAGGGAAUUCUGGCAGAAAAACCAAACCCAUUUUCUGCUUUUCUCCGCAACAUUUCUGGGGCACGGAGCACAACCCCGCGCUUUGAAUAAUUUCCGACCAAAGAAGAUAAAAGGCAAAGGUUCGACUCAUUCAGUCCCCAGAAAACGGGAAAUGAGAAGCCUGGGGGUGAAGGUCUUCCUGUCAGCACCUGCUCUGAGCCCCGGAGCAGCGAAGGCUCCGUGAUCCCGGGAUGGGCUCCGGGGCUUGGCUCCAGCUGCUCCUCAUCCUCGGAGCUCUUUGGGGGAUCGGAGCCAAGGAAACGGUGCUGGGAAUUUUGGGAGAGGCGACGCUCCUGCGGAUCCCCCGUGAGCUGCAGGAAUGCACCAAGCAAUUCGGGGAAGCCUCCUGGAAAAAAAUCAUAAAGGAGCCGCUGACGAAGAAAUUCCUGGUGAAGAUUUCCGGCGGGAAUCACUCGGAGUUCCAGCCGGAGCGGAUGCGCUUCCGCGAGCAGAACUUUUCCCUGGAAAUCCUCAACACCAGCCGGGAUGACCAGCGGCUCUACGAGUACAGCGUCAACAAGGGGUCGGAGGAGGAGGUCUGGCAGAUCCAGCUGGAAGUGUUUGAGCCGGUGGCCGACCCCAGCAUCCGGAUCCUGCAUCGGGAAUCCUCCAACGGGAGCUGCUCCCUGGCGCUGAACUGCUCCUCGGAGCGGGGGGACAACGUUUCCUACAGCUGGGACAGCCGGGACAACGGCACCGGGGGGAUCUGCUCCGGGAACGGCAGCGUCCUGCGCCUCUCCUUCUCCCUGCGGGGCGCGGCCUUCGGCUGCGUCUGCACCGCCCGCAACCCCGUCAGCAGCCGCCGCGCCACCUUCGACGCGGCCCAGUGCGGCGCCGAGCAGCGGGGUGUCCCCAGGGUGAGGACAGAGCUCGUGGUGCCUCUGGCGGUGCUCGGUGCCAUCUUCAUUGUCAUCAUCAUCAUCAUCGUGGCCAUUGUCACCUUCAGGGCCAGACGUGACCCAGACCCCUCCCAGGCCACCCCGGACCCCUCCCAGGCCACCCCAACCAGCGCCACCAUCUACGCCCAGGUGCAGCGGGUGCAGGACCUGAAGGGGCUUCAGGAAUAA
Passer montanus (Eurasian tree sparrow) is the source of this 1185-nucleotide messenger RNA. RefSeq names its product signaling lymphocytic activation molecule-like. The transcript has 7 exons. The record is from RefSeq and is a predicted model, not a curated record. NCBI's taxonomy places the organism in Eukaryota, Metazoa, Chordata, Aves, Passeriformes, Passeridae. Bases 310 to 1185 code for a protein of 291 amino acids.